AUGGAGCAAAUCAUAUAUGCAGCACUGAUAACACACAAGAGGAAAACUGNCUGUACAUUUGACAGCUUUGCAGGGACAAAAUUUUUGAAAAAUGUCACAUACUUUUCGGAGGCAGGGCUUGUUUUGUUAGUUAUCUUGGUGCUGCAUGCCUGCAGUGAAGUAGAUGCCAAGUCCAAAUUUGUCUCUGUGUCACUAGAUGCCAAAUGGGAGUCGACACCACUGAUGCUAGAAACUAGCGAGUUUCUGGCCAAGGAGAGUAAUGCCAUGCUGUGGGCUUUUGUGGAUACUGUGGCAGAGGCCAACACUGCUGACAUGCAAGAUAAAGAACCUAAGGAAGUGUAUGAGAUGAUUCUGUCCAUAGCAGAAAAACUUAUUCCUUCCAAAUUACAACUGGGCCUUCUCAAGUUUUCAUUAUCAUUAAGAUCUUAUUCACCAGCUGCAGAAAUGCAUAAUCAGGUGGAAUACUCUGAAUAUCCUCCUCACUCUGUCCUGGAUUUCCCUGCUGUUGUCCUGGAUUUCCCUUGUGUUAUUCUGGAUUUCCCUGCUGUUGUCCUGGAUUUCCCUAGUGUUGUCCUGGAUUUCCCUGUAUGAUAGCAGAUUUGACCACUACAUUGGUAAAUGAGGACCAUACAUGAAGCUCAGAGGGGAAGAUAAGGAUUGGACCAAGGGGUAAAUGAAGACCUCAAAACAAAAAGAUGGACAUAGCUGUGGCCUCUUUGUUUUACUUAAUGCCCUCAUUCUGUCCAGGGGUACAGACUUGGAAGUUUACCAGUAUCAACUUUGAUACUGCCAACACGAGGAACCAUGUGCAGUUAACUUUUCUUAAAAGUAACUUAUACACUGUAUUAUGUAUUAUAUAUUAUAACUUGCAAAAAAAUGGCAAGUAUAUAUUGGUCUGCUCAUUUCAUUAAUUGAUGGAUUUGGGUUUUAAAAAUCUGUAAAUGGGUAACUGGGCAAGAAUGAAGCCUGUUGAUUUCUUAAAGCUUAUGCCUAUGUUUAAAACAAGUUCAAAGUUUUGAUAUUAACAUGGGCACAGUGUAUUGAAUUUUAAAGUCUGUAUUUAUUAAGUUAUGGCCUAAUGACACCAAAUUGCAGGAAGUGAUACUAGGUUAUGACAUAAUUCUUUCAACUUACCAAGUUUCAUCCAUAAGAUCAUGUUUUUGUCUAUAUAUGAAAAAGAUUUGAAAUUUACAUUGGAGAUCCCAAUUGUAAUUUGCAACAAAUGGGUCAUGGAACAUACCUAGCACAAAGAGAACAAAAAUAAUGGUAGAUAGAAAUGGUGGAAUCCAAGUGGCCAAACAUAAUAUUGUAUAAUAAUUAUAUGCAAGUGUCAAAAUUAUGAGUUCGUUUUGCCUUGGCAGUCGUGUACUUAAGUUUGAAGGUCUCAUGUAAAAAUUGAAAUGUGUGCAUAAGUAGAAUUUCUUGCAUGUUAUUGUACUUGUAUGUGUACACGUUCAUUGUAUUAUAUAUAAACGUAUUAUAUUUAUUAGAAUUUCCUGCAUUUUAUUUCAUAUUUUGAGUUCAUUGAAUUCUGUAUUGUUGUAACUAAUCACCACAACAUUGAUACAUCUGAUCACAAUAAACUGUACAUGUACUGGGACAUGUGUAUACUUGUAUGAAGUGUAUGUGUACUGGUACAUGUGUAUACUUGU
This is a messenger RNA of Lingula anatina, 1652 nucleotides long. Its product is annotated as UDP-glucose:glycoprotein glucosyltransferase 1. The record is from RefSeq and is a predicted model, not a curated record. Gene Ontology annotation, cellular component: endoplasmic reticulum. NCBI's taxonomy places the organism in Eukaryota, Metazoa, Brachiopoda, Lingulata, Lingulida, Lingulidae. Gene Ontology annotation, molecular function: UDP-glucose:glycoprotein glucosyltransferase activity. Gene Ontology annotation, biological process: ERAD pathway.